Striga hermonthica is the source of this 1512-nucleotide messenger RNA. The record is from the annotation of a GenBank genome assembly. NCBI's taxonomy places the organism in Eukaryota, Viridiplantae, Streptophyta, Magnoliopsida, Lamiales, Orobanchaceae.
AUGCUGGACUCGGCGGGCUUUCAGGGCUUAGGAUCGGGUUUAAGGGCCCGCGAUAUGAGCCCAGAUUCCGCCAUUUUCACCGCCGAGUCUUCCAACUUCAGCCUCUUCUCGUCAGCUUCAGCUAGUGUCGACAGAUGCUCUCUUGCAUCUGAUUUGCCUGAUCAAGAUUCUGCUGUCUCCCAUUUGGCAGGACAUGAAUUGUCUGAGGUAUUGAGUGGCCCAGGUUCGAGUCCGAACAAACACACUCCAGUACCGAUGAAUAGUCUCAGCAAAAAAGUGAAAACCAAAGUUCAAAAAGUAGAGAGCAGUGAGGCCGAGACCACGGAGGAUGAGAGUACAGCCAUAGGCUCCGCAAGAAGUUCGUUCUCUCAAGCCCUUAAAGAAUGUCAAGACCGAAAGUUGAGAUCCGAGGCACUCAUGAAAAAAAAAUUCAACCGCCAGAGGCCUGCUUCUGUGGACCUCAACAUCCCCGUAAAUAAUCUCAUAAAUUCCUCCUCGCCAAGACUCGGAACUAUGAAGAAACAGCCCGCCGCUCCCUGCAAGACUUCCGCAUUCCCGAGCCCGGGAACACCCAACAACUGGCAACCGAACGUCAGGAUUCAAAAGGGCUGGAGUUCCGAACGGGUCCCGCUGCACUCGAAUGUCAACAGGAGAAACAUAAAUGCUCCAAUGUUAUCCUACAAUAACAAUGGACGGACGCUGCCCUCGAAAUGGGAAGAUGCCGAGAGGUGGAUUUUCAGUCCUGUGCCAGUGGAUGGUGCUUUCAGGACAGGUUUGGUCCAGCAGGCCGAGAGUAAGCCCAAAUCGAAGAGCGGGCCACUCGGGCCCCCGGGAUUGGCCUACUACCAGAUGUUUACUCCUGCGGGACCCACGCUCGAGAUCGGGAGGAGGGAAAAAGGGAAGCUAGCUGAGAGCUCGCCGUUUUUCUUGGGAAACGAGCAUUGCAUGGCCCGGUCUAUCAGCAUAAAUGGAUGUUCUGAGUUGGUGGCCAAGUCGUCUUUUGUGGUACACCACCCGGAUGAGAUAAAUGGUGUGACCCAAGAGGAUAAUGCGGCCAACAACAUAUCUCGUGUUCUUUCUAGAAGGGAUAUGGCUACUCAAAUGAGUCCGGAUAGUAGCAGCAUACAGUCCUCUCAAAGGCGUUCAUCUUCUUAUUCUGAGGCUACACUGCCCGUUUUCGAGAUUGUAAGGGAGGAAGCAAAAAUCACAGCCUGGGAAAACCUGCAGAAAGCGAAAGCCGAAACUGCAAUAAGAAAACUCGAGAUGAAACUGGAAAAGAAGAGGAGGGCCGGACAGAGCAUUAUUCUUCCGGAGGACUCGGCCCAUUGGUUCAUUGAGUGGAUGCUUUACUUGUCAUGCGUUUUAAUGCAUCGUAUAUAUUUUCUUGUCGUGCGUUGGGCUUUUGCUGUUGUCAGGCAUGCGUGGAGUGCGAAAAGCGAUCACAUGAACAACUGCUUAUGGACAACGGGGAAUGAAGUAAAUUGGGUUUUUCUUGAAGUUUUUAGUGCAUGA